Messenger RNA from Maniola jurtina (meadow brown), 2094 nucleotides. Its product is annotated as dynein axonemal intermediate chain 2-like. Bases 1 to 2073 code for a protein of 690 amino acids. The transcript is spliced from 15 exons. Gene Ontology annotation, biological process: cilium movement; outer dynein arm assembly. Gene Ontology annotation, cellular component: outer dynein arm. The record is from RefSeq and is a predicted model, not a curated record. Gene Ontology annotation, molecular function: dynein light chain binding; dynein heavy chain binding. Lineage: Eukaryota; Metazoa; Arthropoda; Insecta; Lepidoptera; Nymphalidae.
AUGGCGGGAGUUCAAAAAGUUUGCCUGAAUAAUUUAAAUAUUAAUAUUAAUAAUGCAUUAAUUGUAGGAAUUAUUAUAGCAAAAAAUAGUCCUCGAACUGUAGGUUCAAAAAAGAAGAAUGGCGAAUCACGGGGCGUCAUGUCUUUUACGUUACGUGAUUCCACUAUUGAUACAAUUAACGCGGACGUUUGGGGUUCUGAAUACUUUGUAAUCACAUUCUACGAAAGAUUUCUUGUUGGAGACGUUGUCGCUAUCUCAUCCCCGAAGAUUUGUAUCAAGAGUGGUGACAACGAAAUUUAUAGACCGCAGGCGACGUCUCCUUUCUACCUGUCACUGAGCGAAGGCUCAUCCGACAUGAGCAUUUUCGACGGCGAUACAUUCGGCUCGUACUUGCCACUCCUCCAUAUUCCUACUAAGCCAUGCGCGGGGUACUGCGGCCUUUCAGAAGUUUUGAAAAUUACAGAACAAACAAACAAUGUUUACGUAGACUUAUUGAUAGUAGUCAAGUCGGUGAAACCAGCGAAAACUAUCAAAACAAAAGCAGGUACAGACAUGACGGUGCGUACCGUUGAAAUAAUGGACAAUACAACACCUGCUUCUUUAAUCCUCGAUAUAUUUGAUAUUGACACAAUUCAAAGAGCCGAGCAAUGGCGUCCGUUAGAAAGCGUGCUGUUCAUAGCGGACGCUCGCGUCUCGUGGCGUAGCUUUGCGGUGCGCGUGCAAACGUGCUUUCGAAGCGUGGUUACCCACCAACCGCAUACCCCCGAGGCGGAAACACUACGGCUUUACAUACGCAAUCAGGCUAAUACACGCGGAGGUGAAGCAGCCGCUUGGGCAGCUUGGAGUGGCGAGCGCGCGAACACAGCCUCUGUGUCGCAAAUUAGAGACCGCCUCAGCUCCGGGGUUCCAUUCUGCGCCGCUCUACAUGCAUUACUCACUCAUCUGGAUUUAGAUGAGUUUGUGACAUCCAAGGAUGCAAAUCUGGAAGAAUUGAGGAUUCGCUUGGCAGAUCACACCGGCGAACUAAACGCAAGAAUACCUGUUAACGUACUUGAAGACGCAUUUGGAUACUCUGUAGGAUGUUGGGACAUGCGAAGAGGCAGCGAAGCGGUGGCACUUUGUCCACCACACGUAGCUCACAGAGACUUAGCCAGUAAAGUACUUUUUAUUAACUCCAAAACCGGCGCAGACUUUUUCUCCUCCUCCCCUGACGGUGUUGUCAAGUGGUGGGACAUCAGAAAUACUAGCGAACCUACAGAUUCCAUGAUAAUAGAUCCUGUCAAAACCAACAAUGAUACUCAAGGCAUCGAAAAUGCUUUAGGUAUUUCUGCUUUAGAGUAUGAACCUACUAUACCGACGCGCUUUAUGGUAGGAACUGAAACAGGAUUAGUAAUUGGAGGAAAUCGAAAAGGAAAAACACCUCUGGAAAAGCUACCUUCUAAGUAUGAAGCUCAUUUAGGACCAGUUUAUGCGCUGCAGAGAAAUCCCACAUUUUUGAAGAAUUUCCUAACCGUUGGGGAUUGGACAGCUCGAGUAUGGAGCGAAGAUUGUCGCGAGUCGUCUAUACUCUGGACGUAUGCACACAGAACCAAGCUUACUGACGGAGCAUGGAAUCCGAUAAGAUUCUCGCUUUUGCUAGUGACGCAGUGGGAUGGCUGUCUGUCCUGUUGGGACCUCUUACGUCGGCGCAGCGCACCAAUCGUCACUGCACAGCUUUGUGAUGAGCCUUUACUACGCCUUCGACCACAUGAAGGGGGUCAGUUGGUGGCAUGCGGCAGUAGUCUGGGCACUAUCUACUUAGCAGAGUUAUCACAAAAUCUUGGAACUGCUGAUAAAAACGACAAACAACUUUUAACCCAUAUUCUAGAUCGUGAAAAUAAACGGGAACGAAUACUAGAAGCCCGUAUGAGAGAGAUAAGACUGCGAAUGCGGCAAGACCGAGACGGGGGACAACAGCUGGGCGAGAGCGAGGCGUGCGUGAGUGACAAGGACCUGGAGGAGGCCACCGCGGACUACAUGGCGACGGUCAGCGACCUGCAAGCGCAGCAGCAGAAAAGCCAACAGACGUCUUAGGUGAAAUACGACUAAAUACUA